UCCAGCGGACCAAUGGCGGCCGCCCGCGGCGCGCGGGGCGCCGGGAUGGGGUCCGCCCGCGGCGUUGGGCGCGCUCGCCAGCCCAGGGGUUGCCAUGACUGAGCGGCCCAGGCCCGAGCGAAGCCCGCGCGCGGUCACAUGGGAUCCUGACACCAUUUGGAGGAGAUUCAGAGAAGCCCCUGAUUGCUGACUCUGCCUGCCACACCGGCUCUGUCCGGAGCCACUGGGACUCGGGAUCCAGUCCACACACACCCCUCAGACAGGCCCAGUGGCCAGAGAUGCUCCCACGGCCCAAAGCCCCUGCCUCCCCCAGACGCCCCCAGACCCCAACCCUGAGUGAGCAGGACGCAGACCCUGGGCCAGCAAGCCCCAGGGACACCGAAGCCCAGCGUCUGCGCUUCCGGCAGUUCCAGUACCACGUGGCGAGCGGGCCUCACCUCGCGCUGGGCCAGCUCUGGACGCUGUGCCGCCAGUGGCUGAGGCCCGAGGCGCGCUCCAAGGAGCAGAUGCUGGAGCUGCUGGUGCUGGAGCAGUUCCUGGGCGCGCUGCCCAGCAAGAUGCGGACCUGGGUGCAGUCACAGGGCCCCCGAAGCUGCAGGGAGGCCGCCAGCCUGGUGGAGGACCUGACACAGAUGUGCCAGCAGGAAGUUCUGGUAUGUCUGGACUCGGGCGAACACCAGGACUGGAGUUUCGGUGAGGAGGAAGACGGGAAGAGUCCAAGGUCCCAGAGAGAACCAUCCCAGGCGUCUGAGCUGAUUCUGGAUGCAGCGGCAGCAGCCCCGGCACUCCCUGAGGAAAGUGAGUGGCUGGAGCCCACCCAGCUCCCGCAGAGUCUGCACACCAGGGCGGAGGCCGAGGCGCCCCGUGCCCCUGGCUUGCUGGGGUCCCGGGCCCGCCUGUCUCUGAAGCCGUGUAUCUGGGACGAGCCCGAGGAUCUUCUCGCAGGGCCCUCCUCAGAUCUGCGUGCAGAAGGAGCUGUGAUCUCAGGCCCCAAGGGUCCGAGUGCUCAGAGAAUCAGUCCCCGAAGGAGAAACAGGAACACUGACCAGAGCGGCCGCCACCAGCCAUCCCUCAAGCACACCAAAGGUGGCACCCAAGAGACCGCUGCAGGGGUCUCGGCAAUGCUGCGGGGGCCCCGAGGGGGGCGGCCCUUCCAGUGUGCCGAGUGCGGGAUGGUCUUCACCUGGGUCACCCACCUCAUCGAGCACCAGAAGACCCAUCGCGAGGAAGGGCCCUUUCCGUGCCCCGAGUGUGGCAGGGUCUUCCUGCACAGCUCUGUCCUUGCUGAGCAUGGCAAGAUCCACCUGUUGGAGCCACCCAGGAAGAAAGUCCCCCGGAGCAAGGGCCUCCGGGAGUCCGCCCCACCCAGGGAUGGAGCCCAAGGUUCAGCGGCCCCUCGCAGCCCCAAGAGACCCUUCCAGUGCAGCGUCUGCGGGAAGGCCUUCCCCUGGAUGGUCCACCUCAUCGACCAUCAGAAACUCCACACGGCCCACGGCCACAUGUGAAUGGCCUCGGGCCUUGGCCACCCGGCCCUGAGUCCCUGGGGAGCACCGAUGGGCCCCAGAAGAUGGGGGACACCCCCCAGCCCCACCGACCCCUGGCCACCAUGGGACUCCUCUUGAAAGACACAGGCUGCUUCUCGGAAGAUCCUGGACACCUGCUCCAGAGCCCAGCAUGGCUUCCCAGGAUCUCGGCGGAGAAGCAGCAGUUCUGCAGCAUAACCUGGUCAGUCCUGCACACUGUGUUUUGCAAGUGGCUUGAAGAGGAGUUUCAUUCGCAUCUCGUCGUUCAGAAGCCUUGUCCGGGUCUCCCUGUGAGCACCUGACUCAGGGGCAGACUGUGCCGCUGGGUUUUCAUUUCACUGUGGAUAUCCCUGAGGCCAUGAGGGCGGGAGCCGGCCUGGGCAGCUCCAACUCCAGAGAAGGGUACAGCUGACCCCGGCUGCCCUCCUGCCAGCUCAGCCCCCUUGGAACCUAACAGAUAAACAGGGUUUUGUUUUGUUUUUUUCCUUUUUUGGGAAACAUAAAAUUUACCAUUUCAGUCAUUAAAAAUGCACAGUUCAGUGGC
Molecule: messenger RNA, 2067 nt
Organism: Piliocolobus tephrosceles (Ugandan red Colobus)
Lineage: Eukaryota; Metazoa; Chordata; Mammalia; Primates; Cercopithecidae
Gene: ZSCAN1
Product: zinc finger and SCAN domain containing 1
Exons: 6
Coding region: 279-1505 (408 amino acids)
Source: RefSeq, a predicted model, not a curated record